This is a messenger RNA of Asterias rubens (European starfish), 4861 nucleotides long. Its product is annotated as U3 small nucleolar ribonucleoprotein protein MPP10-like. The transcript is spliced from 10 exons. Gene Ontology annotation, biological process: rRNA processing. The record is from RefSeq and is a predicted model, not a curated record. Lineage: Eukaryota; Metazoa; Echinodermata; Asteroidea; Forcipulatida; Asteriidae. Gene Ontology annotation, cellular component: small-subunit processome; sno(s)RNA-containing ribonucleoprotein complex; Mpp10 complex. The coding region runs from base 237 to 2297 and encodes 686 amino acids.
ACGGUGCUGAGUUGCAGAGAAACAUAGAGGAAAGGGAACAAAUAUUUUUUUUUUAAUUCGAGGUUAACAUAAAAUAGUUCCUCCAAACUAUUUUUAUUUUGGGGAAGUGCGGUCGCGUGUCGUCACUAAAACAAAACUACCAUUGAAAACUUCUGUCACUUGAGGGCGCUAGACAUACCGCAUGCAUCACAUAAAACAUUUCCUAAAAUUUUGUCAAGAUUACAGCGUUUGCAAGCAUGGAUUCUUCAGAAUUGUCAGAUGUGCUCCAGGAGUUCAAAAGCAAAACAAAAUCUCCGGAAAAUUUCAUCAGCGCUCAACCAAGUCUAGUAUCGUCAUUCAACCACUGCACCAAGAGACUGUUUGAUUUAAGUCAUCACUGUCAAUAUACGCAGAAAGCAGUUUCUUCCAAUACGCUGACAAAACUGACAACUGAGGGCUUAGACGCAGAACAGAUCUGGGGGCAGAUUCAAUUAACCAAUGGACCCCUUCUUAAGUACAUAAUUCAUGACAUUGCCAAGGCGCUAAUAAAACAACAUGAGGUCACUCUAUUAAGAACUCAAAAUCAACCUUCGGAGGAGGAGGAUGAUAAUGGAGAUGAAAAUGAGCAAGAGUACGACGGCAGCCAGGACCUCUUUGAAGAUGCGGGGGAAAAGGGUCAAGUUUUACAAGACUCUGAUGACUCUUCAGACCAGGACUCCGAGUUAGACUUUGAUAUCGCUAAGUUAGAGACGCAGUCUAAGAAGAAGACGACACAGAAAUCAAGUUCUCAGACACAACGGAAAGUAUUUCAGGGCAGGACUUCCGUGGUGGAUGACACCUUCUUCAAAUUGUCCGAGAUGGAGAAGUUCUUGGAGAAGGAGGAUGCCAAAGAGGAGAUACGGAGACGAAAGGAAGACGCUGGAGUCGGAGAUGUUGGGAAUGAGGAGGAGGAGGAGGAGGACUCAGAUGUUGAGUCCAUUGAUUUGUUUGAUGAGUUCCCCUCAUCUGAUGAGGAUAUGGAAGAGAGUGACAAUGAUGAAAAUACUGAGGGGAUUGAACAGGGGAAGAGUGCCAAAAACUUGGUUUAUGACGACUUCUUUGGAUCAGGAGGAGACAACGCCGAAAAACAGAGAAAACCUCCCAAGAAGAAGAGCGUACAUUUUGAGGAAUCAGACUUUGAAGAUGAACUCGAUGAGGAAGAAGAAGAUUUGUCUGAAUGGAGAGAUAAAUCUGAUGAUGAGGAGGACAAGGAAGAUGAGGAGGAAGAUGAGGAAGGAGAUGAGGAUAGUGAAGAUGGAGAAGAUGCUAGUGACAUUCUUGGAGGAAAACCCACAGAAGGCAUGUCAACAUUCGAGAAAAGACAAGAAAAGCUGAAGCAAAAGAUAGAGCAGCUUGAAGAGGCCAACAUGGUAACCAAACCAUGGCAACUGUCUGGUGAGGUGCGCAGUAGUAAGCGGCCAGAGAACAGUCUGCUGGCGGAGUCACUCGACUUUGAGGUCACAAGUAAACCAGCGCCUGUGAUCACAGAGGAGACCACACAAGCCCUGGAGGACAUCAUCCGUCAACGCAUCCUCGACCACGCCUGGGACGAUGUAGAAAGGAAACAGAGACGCAAGGAGGAGGCGUACGAGUUCAAGAAACGCAUCACGCUCGACCAGGAGAAGAGCAAACUGAGUCUGGCCGAGAUUUAUGAGAAAGAGUACCUCAAGCAAUCGGAGCAAAACAAGGAAGAGGAGGAGAACCCCGCCCAUGUUGAGAUCAAGAAGAUGAUGGAGUCUCUGUUUGUGAAGUUGGACGCUUUAACCAACUUCCACUUCAUGCCAAAGCCAAUUUUAGCCGAGGUGAAGAUUGUUCCGAACGUUGCAUCUAUCACAAUGGAGGAGGUUGCCCCAAUUACGGCCACAGAUGCAUCACUACUUGCUCCUGAAGAGAUACAGGAAAAACCCAAGGUAGACCUGAAGGGUGAUUCUGAGAAGACCUCAACGGACAAGAAACAAGCGCUCCGCAAGAAGAAAAAGACUCAGAGGGUCCGGGCGAGGGACCAGGAGAAGAAGCAGAGAGCGGUGGAGAAACUACAACCUGGCCUCGGGAAUAAGUACAGCAUGAAGGGCGCCCUCAAGAAACUAGAACAAGACAGCAAAAUGCCUUCCAGUAAAACCACUUUCAUUAAGAGUAAGAGUGGAGCAGAGAAGUCUCUGACCUCUUCCAAGACUUUCUUUGGUCGUCUCCAAGAUGAAGUCAGCUCGGAACUCAAAGGAGUCAAGAAGAAGAGAAAAACUCCACAGCAGACACUCUCAAGCAAGAAACUCAAACUCUAAUAUCCACUGGAAAUCGCCAACAGAGACUACAGCAAUCCACCUUGGAAUAUCAGUAUAUCCUCUUCACAAAGCGUUUGGCACUCCAGGGCGGUUUGGCAUUUUGGAUCUUUCCACUUCAUUUUCAAAGAAUUGCUCAGCCUUAAUUUAUGUUUCCAUCUUUAGGCAGUGCCAAUCUCUCUCUUUUUGACCAAUUUAAAGCGUUGCUUGGGAGAGUGGACAUGAAUAAUUUGGAGCUUUAUAAAAACAAAUGUCACUUAUGUCAAGGAGGGAUUUACAAAUGGUGCACACAGUUUAGUAUGGUACAGACACUAUUGCUUGAUACUAGGUUUUGUAUUCAUCACUGGCUGGUUCGGAGGGACUGGGGCAAGUCUACGAAUCUAAUUGUGUUGGUUUUGAUCCAGUAAUUCGAGAUGCGAUAUCGGAGACUACGUUCAACAUAAUGCACAUCACAAAUCAAGAAUGUUAGAAGUAUUGAGGGUUUAGAAUAAACAACACAAGAAUGUCAUGUAUAGAAGAAUUUAGGAAGAAGUUUAAAUUUUAUUGAGUCCUCAACUCUGCUUUUUGGAAGUACAGACUGUUAUAUCAUGGUUUCGAGGGACACAAUUAAAACAUUGAAAUUCCAAGCUUAAAAUAAAAUUGCUAAAUUAGAUUUUAAAAUGAUUUGAAAACGUGUUAAAUAUGUGGAGAGAAACAAUCAUGAUAUUUCCUUUUGAUAUUAAAAACAAAUGAAUUUUACUCUCUGUUGUUAUUUACUCUUUUCCUGUUUACAAAAGCUCGUCUCAUUCAUUGACUAUUUUGAAAAACAUGUUUAUGUUUUUUAAUAGAUGUCUAAAUUGCAUCAAGGUUAGUUUGUUUGUUUGUUUGUUUAGAUGAUCUUCACGACAGAGAACUCGGCAAUCUCCCUCAUACAAACAUUGGUUCAAAGUCUUUGAUAAUGAAUUGCACAAAUCAAUAAACUGUGAUUUGGUAACUAGAUGACACUUAUUCUAGUCAUUGUAAAAUCAGCGGUUAGAUUGGGGAUUCGAACCCCAAACCUUGCAAAUGCAAAUUACCACAAUAGAGACAUUUUGAUUUCAGGUACUGUGCUGAAUGUCUACAUGAUUGUUCCACAGGAAAAAAUACAACAGCGUUUUAACCUAGCAGUGCCCUAUUCCAACCAUGUGCCAUGCCAUGCAUUUUAGUAUGUGAAUAACUAAUUUCUUUUAUAGAAAUUGCAAAGAAAAUUCUACAAUUGGCGACUGCAGUAAACAUAUACACAACUUCAAAGUUGACCUCACAGUGGUUUUGGUCACAACUUGAAGUUGAAAGGUCAUUUUAAGGUCAUUUAAAAGGUCAUGUGGUGACGUAAUCCAAAAUGCAUUGAUGUCACACUGGCGCCAUUUUAGCGAUAAAACGCUGAUGACAUGAUGGAAAACGCCCAACACAGAGAAUGGGGCAUGAGCCACCUCAUUUUGACUUCUGCAUGAGGGCGCCCUACUGUUGCGACAUGUGUACAUAUCGUCUAACAUGCCGAUUUAUAAGUCAGGGCUCAGUUUCAUAAGGCUGUUAAGCAGCAAAAUUCUGCUUAGCAAAUUUCUUAAUUAAGCAAAAAGAAACGUGGCACAUGCGUAGCAAUGAUAUUAACUGUACUUGGUGUUCUUGCUGGUAAGCUAUUUUUGCUAAGCCAAUUUGUUUGUGCUAAGCAAGUUUUUAUGGCUUACAGGCUUCAUGAAAUUAGACCAAGUUCUGGACACUAAUCAGGCGAAGUUAAUAAAUAUCUAUGGAAUCCAAGUAUUGCUUUGGGGCAUACAGAUUAAAUCUGAAAGUAAUAAAAAAAUUAACUACCCAGUAAUACUACUAAUAAAACUCUGCAAGUACUGUGUAAUAUGAUACAAAACAAAUAUAAACAUAAUAUUUACAACAAAACCCUUCACUCAUGCACUUAACUGUGCAAUAAAAUAUACAGAACAAUACGCAAAUUUAUGCAAAAUUAUGCAAAGCUGUAUGUUAACAGAAAUUGCUCAAAACUUUCAGAGGGUUGUCACAAAGUCACAAUAAUUUUUCAUUUCCAUUUUUUUGCUUCUUGUUUGAGUACAUGGCAAAAAAACUCAAUCUGCUAGUUUACCAAACAGCCAAGAACUAAAGCAGUGUCCCAAUUUACGGCUACGGCUUGAAUGCCACAUGAGAAAGUGUUAAAGCAUAGGAGGUCAAUAGCAACUCCCUAAGCAACAGCCGCAGCCACCAGUUUGGACACGGCUUAACCUGGAAAAUUCAAUGAAAAAUGUUGCUCGUAAAUUGUGUACAUUAUAAAAGUCAUAUAUAUGUUUAUGUAAUAAAUUUUCCACAUAAUGUAGGGAUUAUUUCUAUUGCCAGGCCACAGGCAAUAGUAAAAAUUUAAAAAAAUUCCAAACAUGAUUUUGUCUAAAAAUGACAGCAUUUGAACUCAAUCAGCAGUUGAACCCUUACUUUAAAACAAGUAAGAUUCUGGCUUUCAAAAAAAAAAAAUUAACACAGACCUGGCCAUUAAGCUGUUUAGCAAAUAAUGCUAUAAGCACUUUUUUUUUUGCUAAGCAGAUUAUGCAGGG